This is a messenger RNA of Trypanosoma rangeli, 756 nucleotides long. RefSeq names its product putative C-14 sterol reductase. Lineage: Eukaryota; Euglenozoa; Kinetoplastea; Trypanosomatida; Trypanosomatidae. Bases 1 to 756 code for a protein of 251 amino acids. Gene Ontology annotation, biological process: lipid metabolic process. Gene Ontology annotation, molecular function: oxidoreductase activity, acting on the CH-CH group of donors. The record is from RefSeq and is a predicted model, not a curated record. The transcript has a single exon.
AUGUCCUCAGAAACCGUGGAGAAUAAGAAGCAGGAGUUCCCCUUUCUGCUUAAGAAGUGGUUUGCGUUUAUCGACCAUCUGAAUGAGGAUUGUUUGGGGGGGCCGAAGGUUAUUAAGGUUGCUCAUGUUAUUAACAUGCAAAAGGGGGGUUCACUGCUCAUUUGUCUCUUGAUGAUGCAUAAAACAGGAAACUACUCCGCAACAGCAACGACAUACACUGCCCUCCACGGUGGAUACGGUCUUUGCUGGUUGCUGAAGGAGCUUGUCUUUCCUGAUCCAAAGUGGCAAAAGAAAAUUACCUGUGGAAGUGCCAUUGCCAUCUUCUUGAGUGUAUUGGGCCCUUAUUGGUAUAUUGCAUAUAACGCCAUUGUGGGUCACGCAGAACACUCCAACAUGUCACUAUGUGCGGCUAUCAUCGUGUACUCAAUUGGACUUUUUUUGAUGCUGGGCAGCGAUUGCCAAAAGUACUUUGUCUUGAAAAAGGAGAAGACUCUCAUUACGGAUGGUUUUUUUUCUCGUAUUCGACAUCCCAACUACCUGGGAGAAAUGAUUAUUUACGGUUCGUUCGCCUUCGUAUCGAAGGACAUACGAUCGUUUGGCGUGCUCGCGUGGGUGUGGGUCGGAUUGUUCGCCCCAUUUAUUCUGCGAAAGGAGCGAAGCAUGAGCCGCUACAGGGACUGGCAAGCCUACACCCUCCGCUCUGGCUUGCUUUGGCCCUGCCUUUUUGUCGGAAAAGAACGCUCUGCAACAUGCUAG